Messenger RNA from Epinephelus fuscoguttatus (brown-marbled grouper), 5514 nucleotides. RefSeq names its product claudin-20. Gene Ontology annotation, molecular function: structural molecule activity. Lineage: Eukaryota; Metazoa; Chordata; Actinopteri; Perciformes; Serranidae. The record is from RefSeq and is a predicted model, not a curated record. The coding region runs from base 1102 to 1836 and encodes 244 amino acids. The transcript has 4 exons. Gene Ontology annotation, cellular component: bicellular tight junction; plasma membrane. Gene Ontology annotation, biological process: cell adhesion; bicellular tight junction assembly.
UUUAACUUUCAUGCACAUAUACAUCCACGCAGUCUCUCUUCAUGCUAUUUCUCAUCACCCUUUAAAGGAUUGUCUGUUCUCUUUAUCUUCUAAACGCCAUAAUUGGAUCAAAAGAACCAAAAUACAUUAAAAGACAAGUUCUGGAUGUCUGGAUCUGUGUGUGUUGGCAGUGCAAACAAGGCCAUCAUCUAUCAAGGGUUUCUCACAUGAUGGCAUUCAGUUCUGCAAGUUAUAGCUUAAGGGGCUAUCGCGCAAUCAGAGAGACACUCUACUAUGUGUGGACCAAUGGCAAAGCCAGACAGUGAGCAGCAGAGCAGUCAUCUGUCUGUCUCUCCAUAGUUGGUAAUAGCCUUACUUCCCUAGCGAGGGAGCACUGAUACGGACUGUACUCUGACUGGCUGAGCAGACUAACAAUGGGGCUCAGAGGAAAACCAUCAGCAGUGAUAGUCUUAAUAAUAAUAAUACAUUUCAUUGCCCUUAAGUUCUUUUUGGCUUUUAUGGCUCUUCAAGAUUCUCAAUCACUCUUAAUAUAUCAAGAAAAAAAUAACAAACAUUGAUAUAAGUAGCUCGGGACUACAUCUGAGUGGAAGAGAAUUUGAGAUCUGAAGUGGAAUGGGAAUGUUUUUUGAUGGAUAUACGAGCUGAGAAGACACACAACAGAGAGGACAGAUGUUGCAUAAUGUACAUGUGCAGCACAACACCAGCAUCAGCACUUAGGAUCUCAUCGGUUACAAGGAGACAGGUCACACACGCCAUACUGUACUGCGUGUCUGUGGAAAACUGGAGAAUUUCUCUCCCCGCUGCAGUGGUAUCCCACAAAGAGCCCACAGAGAGCAGUGUUGAAGGUCGACACCAACAUCACACUGGAGGAAUCACUGCGAACAACGUGACGCGUCAGCGCCAGCUCUGCACCAGCCGGGUCCAGUGGAGCCGCAGCUGAGGAGCUGAGGAACUGGGGAUUUGACUGGCAGCUGGUACACCACUAAGGGAGGGGAGAGAGGCGGCUGGGCAGUGGGGUCGACGAGCCUAGCUGGCACUGGGUGAAUGCUGCCUGGCGAGGACAAGGGUUGAGGCGGCAGCAGCAUCAACUUGAGAAGGAGCAUGGCGUCCACGGGCAUGCAGAUAUUUGGAUUUGUCCUGGCGCUGUUGGGCAUCAUGGGUGCUAUGGUGGCCACUCUGCUGCCCAACUGGAAGGUCAGCGCAGAUGUGGGCUCCAAUAUCAUCACAGCGAUUUCCCAGAUGCAGGGUCUGUGGAUGGACUGCACAUGGUACAGCACAGGCAUGUUCAGUUGCACACUUAAGUAUUCGGUGCUUUCACUACCUGCGUACUUGCAGACUGCCCGCACCACUAUGGUGCUCUGCUGCGUGAUGGCUGCCAUGGGCCUCUGCCUUGCAUCCCUGGGACUAAAAUGCACACGCUGGGGCGGUGGACGGCGUUCCAAGCGGCACGCCGCAAUUGCCAGUGGUGGCUGCUUCGUCGCUGCAGGCUUUCUGUGCCUGGUGCCUGCUUCCUGGUUUACCAACGAGGUCAUCACCAACUUCCUGGACUCCAGUGUGCCCGAGAGCAAUAAGUUUGAGCCUGGGGGUGCUGUGUAUGUGGCCUUUGUAUCAGCAGGAUUUCUUUUUGUUGGGGGGUCCAUCUUCUGUAUGUCCUGCUCGGGGAAGAGGCAUGGACCCCAGGACCUGGUCCUGCUUCCUCCCCCUGACAAAUUGCUGCUCCAGCAGCAGCAGCAGCAGCAACAGCUGCUCCAGCAGCAGCAGGAGCUCCAGCACCAGUACUGCUCUCUCUCCCCAUUAGACAAUAAGACUGGCUACAGCCUGCAGGACUAUGUGUAAUAAAGCAGCGCUGUGUACGCUACGGCUAAAGGGAGAUGAGCCUGAGGGGGAACCAUCACGGCUUAUGCUACACACUAGGCUCCACUCCAGAUGGAGGUGGAGAAAAAAUAAGAGAGGAGGGCAACAACUUUGAAUUCAUUUUCCCUUCUCCUCUAUCUUGCUCUUCUCCCUUUUUCUGUUUUGCAAGCACAAGCAGUGGAGGUAUUCCCUGAGCAGCGCCUUGGAACAAACAGUGUGAAUGUGUAAGGAGCCAGGAUAAGGUGCUGCAGCAUCGAAGGAAGCCGCUAACCAAAUGCAGACAUCCUUCAUCAGUAAAUCAAAAAAAGAGUUCCCCGGGGAAUGGAUUAAGCAAAUAAGGAAGCCUUCUGUGUAGAUUUUGUUUUCCUCACCAAAGGUUUGAAUUGAAAGAAAAAAAAGCAAUCAUUUAGCUGCUAUUUACAAUCGUCUGGUACCCUCUCAAUUGACAAAAUAGGCAAUAUAAUGCCUGAGAAACGUUUUCAUAGCAAGCCAUUGUAGUUUUUCGUAUACCUAUCCACUAGAAUGCUACAAAGAAUUGAUUGAAAUAAAUAGUCAUAUUUUUGUUAGCUAGAAUGAUGUUGAUAUUUUGCCUCUAAAGCAUGCUGUGUGGAGCCUGUCUGUGUAUUAAUACAGCGGCAUGCCUGGUAGAAGACUGAGACAUAGCCACAAAAUGCCUGUGCCUGAAAAGCUGUAGAGACAUUACCCUGCUGUAACUGUUCAAAGAGGACUGUCAGGAGGAGUAGACGUGGACUGCUGGGCUGGAUUUGAGACAGAUAAUGCAGACAAACAGUUGCCUGCUUCUCUCUCUGCAGGUGGAAACAUGAGAGAGAUGGAGAGAAAUUGAUAGAAAGAAAUUCAAUGCUUAAGCAGAGUGGACUAUCUGAUGUGCGGUUUCUGUUUUCCCACCCAGACAAAAACAUACUGCCUGUAAGUUGCAGCUACCCAUCCUAAUCCAUCUACCCAUUUCUGCACGCCCUCAGACAUGCACACCCACACACUUCCUCAUGCUCUUGUGUGUGUUUGUGUACACCGUAAACACUCAGACACGCCGGCUCUUUGCAUGUGCUUUUCACUCCUGUCAUCCUCCUCCGCACUGCCAUGGAAACAGAAUUCGGCAUUCAAAUAUGUGUAUUGUCUGGGGGUAUGUGCAUGUCACUCAGUGAUCUGAAGUUGUUUAGGGGGGCAUCUUUUUCUCCAGGCAUGGCUCCAGAAGCUUUAAUCAGAGCCUUUGCUCACACUCCUUUCACUAAUCCCCUUUAUUACCCAGUGACAUGAGGCAGCAUCCCUGUUACAUGGUCAGAGGUUUUGGAAAAUGCUCUCCUUCGCUGCCCCCCUGCUAUGGUGUCUAUACCAUGCGAGUAGACUCACAGGGAUGAACGGCUGUUUAAUGGUGCAGUGGCGGGGAGGCUAAGACGAGGCACAAAAGGAGAGGCUUCUUGAGUCAUGGUCGACUGGGUAGCUGUGUGGCAGGCAGCUAAAAAAGGUUUGAGUCAUUCUCCAUAUGUGACUUGUUUUCAAAGUGCGUCAGCAGUGCGCAUAUGCUACCAGUCUGCACCUGCAGAAGGUCUCAGUGUCUUAAUUGCAGCCACUUGACUAUGCCACCAUUCCUCCUUUCCGUACUGGUCACUCUCUUAUUUUCUCUCUUUGCUUCCUCUGUCCUGUAUGUGUCACAUGUCACAUAGAUGUGAUUGCUGACAAGAGAAAGCUGAUGCAUGCUGAAAGCGUGGCCACCCCAACACACACGCGCAUAAACAAAACUCCCACCUACUAACAUGUCAGUAGCACUGUUACGCUUCCAGGCAGUAAUGUUCCAGAGUGUGUCUACUCUUUACUGAGGGGUGGGGGGAUAUCUGGGGUUUUCAUGCUUCAGACAGGCCUUGGCAUUGAUGUAUAGAACUGCACAUUCUCUCCGUUUUUCUCAUAAACAUGCAGCUUCCUGGGGGAGAGCAGAUGGCUAAGCCCAGCUCGCCACCUGCAGGCUGCUGCCGGCACGCCACGGGCAUCUCUGUGGGCAUCACUGCCGGCCCUGGCAGCCCUCUAGGGCCAGGUUUCCACCCACCCUGACUUAGCCAUCUUGCCCAGCACAGACUACAGCUGACAGAACUGGCCUCCUGACAAUAACUCACUGCCCAGGCACCAUAACCAAUGCAAUAAACAAAGAAGAAUGUGCCAUGUCAUCAACUAAUACUGACACGUUAUGUGUUUGGAGAAUGUGCCAAAAUCGUCUCAUGAUGACACGUUUUAAUACUAUCUGGAGUUCGUUCUGUUUAUUUUUUUAUUGCGUUGUUUGUACGUGAAUUAUACAUCAGCAAAUGUUUUAUGGAUUUGUGAUUUGUUCUGCCAGACUAAGUCUCAAGUCAACUAGAUGCUUGUGUACAGUCCAGUGCAGCUUUCGAGGGUUAUUUUAAAUCCUCUUUAUUCCUCAUUUCCCAAAGCACAGCAAGACUUCACCGGGAUGAGAGUUUUCGUCGGAAAGACACGAGUGUGGUAUUUUCUAAAGAAUAAAAAAAGAGUUGUUUCAGGAAUUCUGGUUCAUUGUAAGUCUGUGACAACUGUACACAAGUAUCUAGGCUUUCAAGGUGUUUGUUUUUCACUGAGGGAUCAGGAUUCCCUCAGAUUGUUUUCAAUAUAAAAUACAAUAUCAUGUUCAUACCAUAUCUUCUUUAUAAGAAGACGACUCAGUGCACCUUUACUUUAUUUGACAGCAGUUUGUUUCAAACGGCUGAGCAUUCCAAGCUCCCUGGACCAGUACAAACACAUAACACCACUGGCACUCUGGAGAAAAAGGGAACAAUUUCUGUCUGAUGGGAUUCAGCAGGAAAACAAGAGCUAGAGGUUUCUCUUUUUUGUGGCUGUGCAGCUUAAUCAUCAGCACGCAAUUUCAUUAGCUUAUAAAUGGCCAGAGUGCAAAGUGACUAGGUCCUAAAAGUUCUGAAGAGUUACAACUCUCCUGCAUAUACUGUACCAAGACGUUGAUUUAUCAUUUUGAUAACUGCAGCUUAUUUUUGUGGAUGCUUUAGCACUUCUUACUUUGCCAGAGCAUAUUUGUGAUGAUUAACAGUUCACAAGUUCUGAUACAGUUGUCUCAAUGUGCUUGUGCAAGUAGUUCUAUUUUUUACCAAUAAAACUAUUUUGUGAAAGCAACAUGUCUGCUGUAUGUAGCCUGCGUGCGAGUCUUGUGUGCUUUUAUGUGUGGGGAUGAUAAGGAUGGAGAUAGCAUUCAUUCUCCUGCCAGAUCUACAGAUUGUUGGAUAGUACAGGCUGUGCUGAGUGCGGCAGGCAGGCUGCUCAUACACAGCACCCAGGAAUACAGCAGCAUCAGUCCAACUAAAACAUGCAUCCAUAAAACAUUACUGUGUGGAGAUGGGUUUUGAAAAAGGAAUUCUUCUUUUAAUACCACAUCCAGUCUCUGCCAAUCUCUCCUCGCUGAGAUGAUAGCAAAGGGUAAUAGAUGAAUAAAAUUACUUAAGGGAGGUUAAGGGAACGGGCAAUAUCUGAUCUCAGUUGUCAGGUGUAUCUGACACAGGGUCAUGAGUUUACUGACAACACCUGAAGCAACUGCUGAUUAAAGAUGACCAAAAGAGAAGAAUAACAUGCAGUGAGAGGUCGUGUAUGAUAGACAUGCACGUAAGGGGCCAAACUGAUGACGGAUUAUUAAAU